UUCUGCAGGAGAGGCUGGGGGUGGAGCAGCGGAGCAGGAGCCGGCUCUGCUUUCGCCUCUGCCAAGGCUGCUGAGCCCACGUCAGGGGACGCGUCUGGAUAAAUAGGGUCCCACAAUGGCCGUGGCCCGCUGCGCUCCGAGCUGCGGGGCGGGAGACUGGAGCUUCCUGCGCGGGUCUGUGCUCUGGUGGGUGAGUGCUGUCCCUGCCAGUGUCCGGGCGCCCAGGGCUGAUCGACGGCCAGAACCCCAGAACUCCCGUUCAGUGCGGACUGGAGCUCCAGCAGAAACGCUCACUUCGCUGCCCCUAGGUAAAGACAUAAGGAGAUCAGAGGGACUUGAAGGGAAGGUCCCCAGUGGGGACCGCAGCCCAGGAGGACAGUGCGAUGCUCCUCUCCAUCCUGGUAGCGUUAUGCCUGUGGCUGCGCCUGGCUCUGGGAGUGCGCGGAGCGCCCUGCGAGGCUGUGCGCAUCCCCAUGUGUAGGCACAUGCCCUGGAACAUCACCCGGAUGCCCAACCACCUGCACCACAGCACUCAGGAGAACGCCAUCCUGGCCAUCGAGCAGUACGAGGAGCUGGUAGACGUGAACUGCAGCUCUGUACUGCGCUUCUUUCUCUGUGCCAUGUACGCACCCAUCUGUACCCUGGAGUUCCUGCACGAUCCCAUCAAACCCUGCAAAUCUGUGUGCCAGCGCGCACGCGACGACUGCGAGCCCCUCAUGAAGAUGUAUAACCACAGCUGGCCAGAGAGCCUGGCUUGCGAUGAGCUGCCUGUCUAUGACCGUGGAGUGUGCAUCUCUCCGGAGGCGAUAGUCACUGACCUUCCGGAAGAUGUGAAGUGGAUAGACAUCACACCAGAUAUGAUGGUUCAAGAAAGGUCCUUUGAUGCUGACUGUAAACAUCUGAGCCCUGAUCGGUGCAAGUGCAAAAAGGUGAAGCCAACUUUGGCAACGUACCUGAGCAAAAACUACAGCUAUGUUAUUCAUGCCAAAAUAAAAGCGGUCCAGAGGAGUGGUUGCAAUGAGGUCACAACUGUGGUCGAUGUAAAAGAGAUCUUCAAGUCUUCAUCACCUAUCCCUCGAACGCAAGUCCCCCUCAUCACCAAUUCCUCCUGCCAGUGUCCACACAUCCUGCCCCAUCAAGAUGUCCUAAUCAUGUGUUAUGAGCGGCGUUCAAGGAUGAUGCUUCUUGAAAAUUGUUUAGUUGAGAAAUGGAGAGAUCAACUAAGCAGAAGGUCCACAUUUUUCAGUUUGCAAGGAUAAAAAUACGUAGGCACGGCACAGGGGUAUGUGAAGAACUCAGUAAGGAGGAAGACAGCUGAGGACUGAGCAUGCCUACAAAAUAGAACGGAACACCGCCAUCUUAGACCUGUGUUAAAACUCCAUCAGAGACUCGGGAGCUACUUGGCACGUGUGCUCACUGUUAUGAGAUACAAUAUUCUAGCAGAAUUGCAUUUCUGGGUCCCAAGACAAAAAUAUAAUUGAUAAAUCAGUGGAGAAAUAAAUUCAACCCCUGAUCUCCACACUCCACAUAUGUAUGUGCACAUACAUACCAAAUAAAUAAAUAGCUAAAUGAAUGGAUGCAUGGAUUAAUGAAUGGUUGCCACAACUUUUGUUUAGAAGGAAACUUGGUUAUCUGCAGGUUAUCUCAUUCCUCACUGCUCUGGGCACUUUAGUGGGUUACAGCAACUCCCUAUCUGUUUCUCUGUGUCUCAUGGGUUUUGUUUGUUUUUUUCUGCAUCUGAUCAUACUUCAAAAAUAUAACACAAUACAAUAAGACAUUUUGAGGGAAACCACUUUUAUUACAGUACAUUGUUGCAAUAAUUUUACUCUUGAUAUUAUCUUUUACUGUGCCUAGCAUAUUAGUUAAACGCUAUGGUAGGUACAUAUAGGCAACAAGAAGCAUAGCAUCUCCAGAGCACAGUACUGUGCAUGGUCCGCAUUAUGCACAUGAGAUCAUGGAAUGAUACAGUGAAGAAUGGUUUUGUUUUGUUUUAGAUAUAGGUAAUUUCUUCAAUAUAGUAAAUCACUGGCUUUGCAGGGAGACUACAUACAUUACUGCUUUUAGCAAUAGCAACAUUAUUUGAAAAGGCUUUGUUGUGUAGAGAUACUGUAUUGAGGCCGGCCAUGAAGCAUACAGGUAGGACUUGAGCUCUAGAAACAGUUGGAGAAUAUUGGAUUAUCUUUAGUGGCUCCAUGGUCCUGUGUGAAUAACCUCUAUAUGCUCAUUUCCUGCUUGUGACAACAGUAUCCAGAAGAUCUUUUAUGAGCUUCUAAGGAAUUAUGAGUGUUGAGACUUUCUUGCACACAGAGCACUUUCCAAUCACUGGGUGCAUGAAAAGUGCCCAGCAUAGGGAAUCUACAGUAAUUGCCAUGACAUUACAGAAGAACUGCCUGAAUAUGAAGCUCA
Rattus norvegicus (Norway rat) is the source of this 2406-nucleotide messenger RNA. Lineage: Eukaryota; Metazoa; Chordata; Mammalia; Rodentia; Muridae. The record is from RefSeq and is a predicted model, not a curated record.